CAAAACUGGUUUGUUCAAUUGGUUUAUUGCGUUACACUAUUGGAAUUUCAGUGACUUUGUGCCAUGGAGGCAGUUUCUCUUUGUAAAAGUUGAAAAGCGAUUGAGCAAGAAACAGGGGGAGCAUAAAGCCUUGUCUGUGAGGCCUAAAAGCAGUGUGUGUGUGUGUGUGUGUUUGUUUGGUGAAUCAUGCAAGUGUAUACUGAUGAAGUGCAAUCCAAGCCAGUCAGACUGAUAGCAGCGACAUGUAAAAACAUGGGCAUCGGAAAGAAUGGCCAGUUACCAUGGAACCUCCCAAAAGAGUUUGCCUUUUUUCUCAAAAUGAUAUCAUCUGUUUCUUCACCAGACCAUAAGAACUUGCUGAUUUGGGGACGGAAGUGCUGGGAGACAUUUCCUGAGAACCUGCUACCACUUGCCAACUGUGUGAAUGCUGUCCUAAGCCGCAAUCUGAGUUCUGUGCCAUGCCAUGCUCAGUACCUCUGCAGAAAUCUGCCAGAUGCCAUAAGGCUGGGAUCAACACUGCCACUCAGUGAGGACAUUGAAAUCAUUUGGAUCAUAGGUGGAGUAGAACCAUACAAGGAGGCCCUGAUGCAUCCUUGGUGUGACUUACUCUACAUCACAAAAAUUAUGGCAAGCUUUGACUGUGAUACCUUCUUCCCUGCUUUUGACCAUGAAGUGUAUAGGAAGGUAGACAAGUUUUCUGGAGUUCCUUCUGAAAUUCAAGAAGAAAAUGGCAUCAAAUUCAAACAUCAAGUUUUCCAGAGGAAACAAAACUAAUUGUCAAGAAUCUGCUUUCUUACUGGCCCAUCUCAGUAUUAUGACCAAUUAGGGUUUAUUACUGUAACAUUUGCUAUUAAAUGUGCUUUUUAUACAAGAUCUGUUGGGUAAUAGUCCAGCCAUAGUUAAUGUAACAAGAACGGUUUGCGUGACAUCGAUGUAACCUGGCAGUCAAGGAGAGUGGACUGGAAUGCGCCUGCGUGAGCAAUGAAGACUUCACUGGACUAGUCAAUGAGGGCGCUAUGCACCGUUGAGUGAGCAUGUAUACUGUGUGGCCGUCGCAUUCAAAAUCACUGAGCAAGUAGAGCAACGAAUCUGCAUUAAGCUUGAACACUCAUCCACAGAAACUAUUGGGAUGAUUCAGAAGGCUUUUGGGGACAAUGCAGCGAGUGACAAAACAUCAAAUCACCCAGGCACCCCUACAGGCCAGAUUUGGCACCCAGUGACUUCUGGCUUUCCCCGAAACUAAAACCAUUUUUGAAAGGGAAAAGAUUUCAGACUGUCAAUGAUAUUCAUGAAAAUACGACUUGGCAACUGAUGGUAAUUUCAACAAAGGAUUUUGCAAAGUGUUUUGAACAGUGGAAGAGACGCUGGGAGAAUUGUGUGAGGUCACAAGGUGCCUACUUUUGUCCUACGUACAAUGUUUGUUGUUUCUUCUAUCUUCUUUAAUAAGUGUAUCUAUUUUUCAUAAUACAUGGCUGGAUAUAGACCUCAUAUAUAUAAACAUAUUAAAUGAAAACAGGUUUACAUAUUCACAUAAAACAUUAAAUUGUAUGCAAGCUACACAAGUUAGAACAAUAUAGUUUUGUGUUAUUCAGAUCUCUUUUUUGUUAACCUCUAGUAUACUUUUUAAAAUUAUUCUGCCUAGUGUUAUCCAAUUACAUUGUAUUACUCUUUUGUUCUUAUUAAUGAAGUUCCAUCUAUUUUGCUAAUAAAUUUUAUUGUUACAUUUUCA
Molecule: messenger RNA, 1729 nt
Organism: Polypterus senegalus (gray bichir)
Lineage: Eukaryota; Metazoa; Chordata; Cladistia; Polypteriformes; Polypteridae
Exons: 6
Coding region: 187-774 (195 amino acids)
Biological process (GO): folic acid metabolic process; tetrahydrofolate biosynthetic process; dihydrofolate metabolic process
Cellular component (GO): mitochondrion
Molecular function (GO): NADP binding; dihydrofolate reductase activity
Source: RefSeq, a predicted model, not a curated record